Cherax quadricarinatus is the source of this 1774-nucleotide messenger RNA. RefSeq lists its product as uncharacterized. The record is from RefSeq and is a predicted model, not a curated record. Lineage: Eukaryota; Metazoa; Arthropoda; Malacostraca; Decapoda; Parastacidae.
UGGGAGCGGUAGAAUGGGCGGAGGCGGGGGCGGUUGUUAUGAUUGCCUCAUCCCUCAACCAGUUUCCGCUCAGUGUUUUUCUUAAUUUCACUUUGUUUCUCUGACUAUCGCUCAUUCAGUUUACUCUGAAUAUAAGAUUUAUGUACUUAAUAACAAGUUUCUGUCAACGUAUUCAAAUAUUUACGUUCUUGAUGGUGUAUAUAGAAAACUGAUUCAUUUAAAAGAGAACGUUGCUUAACUAGAUCAUUGUGAGCUAAACUUUACGUGUGGCUGGAGUAGGUGAAGGAGCAGCAGCGAAGCAGUGAGCCUGGCUGUGUACCUGUGUUGUCUCCCGCGCCAGUGGUGGACAGUGUGUGGUGGAGGUGACAGCACCAGCCACGAGCGCCUCUGUAUGCAUGUGUGGCAUUCUCUGUACAUCAUGUGUACAAGGCUUGAUACUACUCCACAUUGACGCACAUGUGAUCUUUUUACACGCGUUCUCUCGUCUAGUUCUUCGCUGGUGCUAGUUCUGUGUGCCUUAUUUACAAACCUCGGUACGUAAAGUGAAGUCCAAGUAUAGUAAAGAUUUCAGGAAGUGUGCCAGUGUUGUGAAGGAGGAUGUGUGAGGGCAGGUGUGUAUGUAGGUGCUAGUAACCACCACACCUGCACCUACACCCACUAGCAUGGCGGACCACGUUAGUGAGAGUCCAGGAUGGGUGGGCGGUCACGCCAUGGCUCCCAUCACCCUCGUGUCGCCCCAAGACAAAGCCGCCACCACCUGGCGCCUUCCUCGAGACCUGCGAUUAUUACCGCGACCUUCCUUCAGUGUCCCCCGCAGCGCCACUGUCACCUGUCGCAGCGUGAAUGGUGCGUCGCGCCGCAGGAGGCCAGCGGUGGCUGCGGCCUGGGGCACGCUGGACCCAAUGGGUCAAAUCACUACUAGUGUUGAGGGUGGCAAGGUGGCACCAGAGCCACCUCUGGUCACUGUGCAUGUUAAUAACGACAGUUGUGCAGCCUCUGGUUCAGAGGCCUUCUUUAACCUCACCCAACAUGGCGGCCGCCGGGGCACCGCUAUCUCACGCUCGUCUUCCUGUGUGUCAGCCCUCAGUCAUGGAUCUUAUAAGGUAUAUUCAUUAAAUCCGCCCAUACUAACAGCAGCCCAUGGUGUAGUGGGUAGAGGAGCAAGUAUAACCCACGGUGGGAGGCGGCUGGGACGGAGUUACAGUGUAGCUCCGGGGGACGGGUGUGUCUCCGGGGCAGGCAACGGGUCACGGGUGGCUGGCCGCCGACCCCAGAAACUACGACAGCACUUCUCGUUCUGUGGUGACCAUCACGUGUAUCAUCAGCACCAGCACCUCACCUUCCAGCACCACCCAGCUAAGUACAGGAAAACAUACGGUAUACUGGAGUACACAGAGAAAGGCUUCAGUGGUGCCAACGGAUGUGUCCUGCCUCGAAUGUCAACGACGGCACCUGUGUUGGCACAGCCAAGGCCACCCCUGCCAGCCGUAGCACCUGACAAGUGGCACCAGACUAGCCCUGACGGCACUGAUUGCAGGUGCCAGCCGUGCAGUCUAGGGGUAUUGGUGACCGCGGCUUACAAGGCUGUACUCAAGGCCGCCUCAAACUGUAUGUUCCGCAGAUACAAGGGCGAGUUUGAUCUCAUGUCAGCAAACGGUGAGUAUCUGAACAGUGCUUAAUUAUCUUCAUUUUUUAUGUCAGUUAACAUUGUAGUGCCACAUGAGUCGCUGAGUCAGUGACAGUCGUGGAAAACUCCAGGAAUCACGCUUUUAUU